GCAUGAGAUAUUUUUUCACAUCAAAAGUAUCUUCGGCUUUGGGAGUUGCAAAAGGGCAAAAAAAGAGCCUUCUUGUCUUCGACCGCCCUCACGUCAAGACACCGCACCAUCACAUGCACCCCAUAACGUUACCGCGGCCAUAGCUAAGCAUAUCCCUUGGAAAUCUUCAGCCAGGCAUAUCCUUUGGAAUCCAUUCCAGUCUAUAUAAACCCUAACCGGAAACCCUUCCUUUUCACCACCACCGCUCUACCUUCUUCUUCUUCUUACUCAUCCAUUCCCCUCAAUAUGAACACCAACCUCGCAAUGCCGCAGCUUCUCUCCCUCCUCCUCGUCGCCGCCGCGCUCCUCGCCUCACCCUCCGCCGCCUUGGUCCAGGACUUCUGCGUCGCCGACCUGAAAUCCGCCGACACACCCGCCGGCUACCCGUGCAAGUCGGUCACCACGGUCACCGUAGAAGACUUCGCCUUCGCGGGCCUGGGCGUCCCCGGAAACACCACCAACAUCAUCAAGGCCGCGGUCACGCCCGCGUUCGUGGGCCAGUUCCCGGGCUUCAACGGGCUGGGCCUGUCCAUGGCCCGUCUGGACCUGGCCCUGGGCGGGGUCAUCCCGCUCCACACCCACCCGGCCGCAUCCGAGGUGCUGUUCGUGGCCCAAGGGACCAUCUGCGCGGGCUUCAUUUCGUCCGGAGCCAACAAGGUGUAUUUGAAGUCGCUCAACAGGGGUGAAAUCAUGGUUUUCCCCCAGGGGCUGCUCCACUUCCAGUUCAACUCAGGGAAGGGACCUGCGCUCGGGUUCGUGGCGUUCAGCAGCCACAACCCGGGGCUGCAGAUCACCGAUUUUGCGCUGUUCGCCAACGAUCUGCCGUCGGAGGUCGUCGAGAAGGUCACGUUCUUGGACGAUGCCCAGGUGAAGAAGCUCAAGGGGGUCCUCGGUGGCAGUGGCUAGCUGAACAUUAUUCGUUUUUUGUGCAAGCUGUGAAAUGAGCUAGUUGGGAAUAUUGGAGUAAUUGUGUGUCUUUUUUUUGUUGUUGUGAUUUCUUUGUGCCGGCUUUCUGAUUAUCUGUUUGUAUUCCUUCUGUUCCAUUCUGAAUUCUGAUGACAUUUGUUGUAGUUCUUGAAGAGCCAAUGUCUUUCUCUCUUUUUUCCACAAUAGUUAAAUUUUUCCUGUGAUAAAUAUAGUAGAUUUAUCCUGGUGGUCUCUUAGGUCAUCAUAAUUGGCAAAGAAGAGAUUUUGAAUAGAGAGAUUGGACAAAGUAGAGAGUUAUGUUAAAAAUUUAUUUAAAAAAAAAAAGUUGAAAGUAUCUAUAGGGAACUCUAAGUAAACCAUGACAAAGAAU
Linum trigynum is the source of this 1336-nucleotide messenger RNA. Lineage: Eukaryota; Viridiplantae; Streptophyta; Magnoliopsida; Malpighiales; Linaceae. The record is from the annotation of a GenBank genome assembly.